Messenger RNA from Westerdykella ornata, 854 nucleotides. RefSeq lists its product as uncharacterized. Bases 287 to 514 code for a protein of 75 amino acids. The transcript has a single exon. Lineage: Eukaryota; Fungi; Ascomycota; Dothideomycetes; Pleosporales; Sporormiaceae. The record is from RefSeq and is a predicted model, not a curated record.
UCUCGGGUGAAUUCGCACCGGACUACUAUACUGGAAUAUCGGUAACCUCGUCAGCAAGGAUGGCUUCAUUAUUAAGUUAGUGGCUUCCGCAAACAGCGAUAUAGUCCGGCCGUUGUUUAUACAAGUAUGUACUCCGUACGGAGUAGUCUGAUGACCGAACAUGUUUUUGUUGUCGCAGGAACUCGGACUGCUCAAAAGCUCCUCAUUUCGCAGUGCACAGCAUAUCGAGUGCAAUGAGUGAAUUGGAGAAUACCAGUCAGUCAAACAGACGCGUAAGUACGUGUGCAUGAAAGUUUGCUCCGGGAGCGAGGCGCGGGUAUACGGGACCGUGUGCAGCAGGAGCCAAUCCGGCAGCGUGGCUGGAGGAGCUCAUGCGAAGCGGUACCAGGAUGAAAAUGCAAGCAAAUGCACGCAAGCCGGUGCUGGAAUGCAGAAGGGUAGCACCAGAGCGUUGUAUCCUAAACAAGCCAUCAACUCGGAAUAUCGACAGUGCGUCUCACACAGGACAAAGUAAGUUCGAAGUCUUUAUCGUCUCUAACGAAGGUCGACGACACAGCGUCAGAAGCAAGUCAAGCCGGAUGGAUGAUGGGCAAUCAUGGCGAGCUUCUCGAAGCAGCGGCGAACAAGUGGCGCGCCACCCGUGUACCGUGAGGGAGGGUGAGGGAGGGUGAGGGAGGGUGAGGUGGUGCAGCGGUGCAGCGGUGCAGGAUGCAGAUGAAGGGCAAUAUGGAAAGCGGAGUUGGGGGCCUAGGCGUGGGUGACGAUUUGCUGGGUAUUCGCACCCUGGGCUGCACCGGUCCCUCUGGAUUCUUCGGGGCGGCGACACACCGACCGACGGAACAGGCAGUUGGCGG